AUGCCCCAAACAGAUGUCCUGAUAGCUGGUUCCGGCUCUGCAGGCGUGUUUGCAGCCACCUGGCUUGCAAUCUACAACAUCCCCUUCACUAUCUUGGAACGGCGCGACGGGCCCCUCAAAAUCGGCCAAGCAGACGGGGUACAAGUGCGCACGGUAGAGAUAUACGAGUCUUUCGGCUUGUCGGAAGAACUCCUACGUGAAUCCUACCACAUUCUUGAGGUGUGCUUUUGGGGGUUCGAUGAAGAUGCCAAUGGAAAAGCGCAAGGCGACAUCAGACGAAAGAGCAGGACUAUCGAUACAGAGCAAGGGCUGAGUCAUUUGCCGCAUGUCAUCUUAAACCAAGCUCGCAUGAACGGUAUAAUGCUUGAAAAGAUGGAAAGCGUGUUGAAGGAGCAAGGAAGAUGGAAAGAGGGUACAAGCAAUGGGAUCGAGUAUGGAUGGGCGGUCAAGGGACUCGAAAUUGACGAAACCAGGAAGCACGACCCCAAUGCGCACUGUGUCAAGGUCACUGCGGAGAAAGCUGGGAAAGAGGAGGUAUGGGAGGCAAAAUACGUCUUGGGCUGCGAUGGUGCGCAUUCAACUAUACGCAAAGCUCUCGAUAUCCGCAUGCUGGGCGACACAUCCGACACUGUGUGGGGCGUUAUGGACAUCUACCCAUUAACCAACUUCCCUGACAUUCGCCGUAAAUGCGUGAUCCACAGCACUUCCGGUAAUCUACUCAUCAUCCCUCGUGAGGGCGGUCAAUUGGCUCGGUUCUACAUUCAGCUACCUGCAGGUGUGCAGCCCAAGGAGGUGAAGCUGGCCGACCUCCAAGAUCAAGCUCGAAGGAUCUUUGCACCGUACUCAAUGGAGUUUGCUGGAGUAUUUUGGUGGAGUGCGUACAGCAUUGGCCAGCGCCUCGCCUCGGCCUUUCAUGCACACAACCGCGUCUUCCUUACUGGCGAUGCAUGCCACACCCACUCCCCCAAAGCAGGCCAAGGCAUGAAUGUAUCCAUACAAGAUGGGUACAACAUUGGUUGGAAGCUCGGCUCCGUGCUUUCAGGUCUUUCACCCCCUUCAUUGAUCCCAACAUAUGUUACCGAACGCGGCAAGACAGCCGCCGAUCUAAUUGCUUUCGACAAGGAGCUUACGAAGAAGAUUGGAAGGAAAGAAGAGUAUGAGGGCGAGUUUGCGGAUUACUUUAUCAAGAGUGGGAGGUAUACAGCGGGGUUCACAGCAAAGUACGAAGAUUCCAUGAUUACUAGCGGGGAAAGUGCUGGGGGUAGGGUCAACCUGGCAACGGGCAUUACAGUUGGCAUGAGGUUCCCUAGUGCUCAAGUUAUCCGGUUCUGUGACUGCAAGGCCAUACAGCUGCAGAGUGUGAUCAAAAGUGAUGCAAAAUGGAGGGUCGUAGUGUUUGGAGGUGACAUCAACCAGCCAGAUCAUCAUGCGCAAUUGCGCAAGCUCGCAAACACCCUUGAGGCAAUAGCGCGGAGAUACACACCGGCCACAAACUACAUUGACAGCGUGAUCGAGUCUAUCCUGGUCCUCACCACCAAAUUCACCGAAACAAAGCAAGAGCACAUACCAGAUUACUUCUGGCCUAAGAGUGGGAAGUGGGGAAUACGAGAUCUACACAAGACAUACAUCGACGACGAGCACUACAACUCUGGCCACGGCCACGCAUACCAAAAGUACGGUGUUGAUCCCUCCGCUGGUGCGAUUGUGCUGGUGCGACCAGAUCAAUAUGUUUCCAAAGUCACGACUCUUGACGAUUUGUCUGGUAUCUCAAAGUUCUUCGAGGGCUGUUUGCUCGAGCAGAAAAUCCCGAAAUUUAACCCUGAGCUUAUUGUUGUUCUCUGCCGUUUCUGA
Pyrenophora tritici-repentis Pt-1C-BFP is the source of this 1851-nucleotide messenger RNA. RefSeq names its product UbiH, 2-polyprenyl-6-methoxyphenol hydroxylase and related FAD-dependent oxidoreductase. The record is from RefSeq and is a predicted model, not a curated record. Gene Ontology annotation, molecular function: oxidoreductase activity; FAD binding. Lineage: Eukaryota; Fungi; Ascomycota; Dothideomycetes; Pleosporales; Pleosporaceae.